This is a messenger RNA of Nyctereutes procyonoides (raccoon dog), 787 nucleotides long. It is a transcript of the gene MRPL52, whose product is annotated as mitochondrial ribosomal protein L52. The record is from RefSeq and is a predicted model, not a curated record. The coding region runs from base 23 to 397 and encodes 124 amino acids. Gene Ontology annotation, cellular component: mitochondrial large ribosomal subunit. Gene Ontology annotation, biological process: mitochondrial translation. Lineage: Eukaryota; Metazoa; Chordata; Mammalia; Carnivora; Canidae. The transcript has 5 exons. Gene Ontology annotation, molecular function: structural constituent of ribosome.
CUUCCGGUCCCGCGGCUUCAGCAUGGCUGCUUUAGGUUCUCUGCUCUUGACAGGUGUCCGGAGGCUGCACUGCAGCGUGGCGGCUCGGGCGGGCAGCCAGUGGCGACUCCAGCAGGGCUUGGCUGCCAGCCCCUCCGGCUACGGGCCCCUUACGGAGCUCCCAGACUGGUCUUACGCUGAUGGCCGCCCUGCACCGCCAAUGAAAGGCCAGCUUCGAAGAAAAGCCCAAAGGGAGAAGUUUGCAAGACGAGUUGUACUGCUGUCACAGGAAAUGGAUGCUGGAUUACAGGCAUGGCAGCUUAGACAGCAAGAGAAGUUGCAGGAAGAAGAAAGGAAGCAGAAAAAUGCUCUUAAACCCAAAGGGGCUCUACUGCAGAACCCACAACCAGGUCAAUAAAAGCAGUUCCUGUCUCCCUUUCCCAGCCUCUCUUUGGCUUUCUGCUCUAUCACCUACAUGCCUCAUCCCAGCCAGAAGAGAGAACCUUCACGUCCCCGUCUGUCUUCAGAGCACAGAGCUUGGACACCAGGAAGAACUGCCUAGAAGAGUUGGCUUAGUCCCCUCCUCCCUGGCUCUGCUCCAGUUCAGUAGAAUAUUGCUCUGGGACACUUUAUCCCCUUUGCAGGCCAUAGGACUGGCCCAAUCAACUAUGAACAGUAGCUGCUCUGCAAACAUGAAAAAGGAGCAGCAGCUCUCCUGGCUAUGCUAGGCACUCAAGCUUAUAACAGACCAGACACAGCUCAGGCUGCAUGUAGUUACUCAUUUAAUAAAUGUUUUGUUGAAAAAGGC